GCGGGUUUCGAUUAACCACAUGAUACAAAAAGCAGAGUGGGGAUGCACGGCCGCCACAUCGUCCCCUUUUUCACCGAAGCUGCGACAACGGUUGAACCACCGAUAAGGUUCUAAGGGCUUCACGUUGCGUAAAGUGGUAAUUGUCUACUCCACCGUGCUUUUGCAUUGUAUUGCCCGCCUUAUCAGUGUUUGAUACUGGCCCAGGACCGCGUUAUCCAACCGCGCUCCAGCAGUGGUAUUAGUGUCAUCGACGUGGCAGCAGCGCUUUCAGCUGUCAAGUUUCUCUUUCUUUUACUUUCGAGCGUGGUGUCAUCUUGUGUGAACAAAAUUUUUCGUGUGACCAUUUCGCUGAGCGAAAACUCGCUGCCGACAAGUUGUCAUCUCGGAAUUCGCCCCUGAACGCACGCAUCGCCUCCGAAACCCGGCCUUUCACUGGACUAUUAUGAAUUUUGAGGAUUAUGAGUCGCUCCCAACCAACAAUGUUGUUACGCAUAUGACCGCCGGAGCCAUAGCCGGAAUAAUGGAACAUUGCGUAAUGUAUCCCCUCGAUUCGGUCAAAACGAGGAUGCAGUCGCUGUCCGCGGCGGGCCGCGAGGGCAUCGUCGACACAUUCCUCAAGAUGGUGCGGCACGAGGGCCUCUUCAGGCCCGUCAGGGGCAUGUCGGCGAUGGUCGUGGGGGCCGGGCCCUCGCAUGCCCUCUACUUCAGCUGUUACGAGUACCUCAAGAACACCCUCAUCAAGCACACCACCACGGCCCGGUAUCACACAGUUAUUUACGGAGCGUCCGGUUGCAUAUCCACCCUCCUGCACGACGGCAUUAUGAACCCAGCCGAAGUGGUCAAACAGCGCAUGCAGAUGUUCAACUCCCCGUACAAGUCGGCGGUGCAUUGUUUCGCCGACAUCUACAGGCGAGAGGGCGUCCCAGCGUUCUACCGCUCGUACACAACCCAGCUGACCAUGAACGUGCCGUUCCAGAGCAUCCACUUCAUGGUGUACGAGCUGGCCCAGAAGAUCACCAACAAGGACGGCACGUACAACCCGGCGGCGCACAUGGUGAGCGGCGCGCUGGCGGGGGCGGUGGCCGCCGCCGUCACCACCCCGCUCGACGUCUGCAAGACCCUGCUCAACACCCAGCAGCAGGGCACCACGGCGGGCCUGGUGGAGGCCGUCAAAAAGGUGUACAUUUUCGGCGGCCCGACGGGCUAUUUCCGGGGCCUGGGCGCCCGGGUCAUGUACCAGAUGCCGGCGACGGCGAUCUGCUGGUCCACGUACGAGUUCUUCAAGUAUCUGCUGACCACGUCGGCGGAGGUGCGGCUGGUCAGCGCUCCGACGAGUGUGGUUUUAGCCGAGGAGAGUCCGAAAUACGAACCGACCGAAAAGAUAAAUCUGAAACCGCGCGAGUUGCCUGCGAUGUCCGGGGCGGGGAUCUACGGCUCGAUCUCGUUUAAUACGAUGCACUCGGACACCGGGUACACGAAUAGGAGGAAAGACUCGAUCCUCGACAUCGUCCAUACUUAGUGUGCGUGAGUUGUCGAUUUGUUUCCAUACGUAAGUAUUAGAACCGGUCACCGAACAUCAUGGUUUUCUGAUUCAACUGUGUCUAAAAUGUAAAUAGAGGGCGUUGCAGCUUACCGAAGUGCUCUUGUGUUAGGUGUAAGACGCAAAGUGACGACGCAUUUUGUUUCGUUUUUGUUGGUAAGCUGAUAAUGCACGUAUUUUUGACAAUACAAGCACUAGUGGUAAUUAGAGUAGGUGGAACCGACAACCGAUAUUUCAGUCACUCUUUCAAAAAUUACACAGUUAUUUUUUUAUCGAAUAUUAUUUGCGAAGCAAUAACGGAAUAUCGGACUCAGUGGCUGUUGGAGGAAACCAUGUCAAAAUAAAAAACGACUCGCUAUAUUUCUAAAAGUACUAUUUAUUUUUAUUGACCCGAUUUUUGGGUGACUCGGAUGAUAGAAAUACUUCCACUGAUUUAUGAAAAACGUGGCGUUGUGGCGUCAACAGAGUAGAAAGUUAUUUUAUUAAGGCGUUACAUUCUGUUUCGUUUCGUGUGUUCGUGUGGAUCGGGAUGAAAAUGCGAACGGCUUGAGACUCAGAGUCGCGGAGAGAUUUCGCUCUUGUAUUGCCGUCACGAAGACGCUGUUUAGACUGUGAUAAAGUCCUUAUCAACUAUUUUUUCUAUGUAUGAUAUUGACUUCGUUCAGAUGGGAGUACUAUCAUAUUUUAUAUGUUACGUAAUAGAAGGCUAUGUGUUUUUAAACAGAGAUUAUGUCUUCUAUGUAUUGUGAUAAGCGACCUUGUCACCGUUACGUUAGAUUAUUUUAGUUUUGUGUCAUAUUGUUUUUUUCAAAGAAAAAGAAAAAAUUUGUAAAAAGAAUGUUCAAAUAUAAUAAAUGUUACACAAACAA
Tribolium castaneum (red flour beetle) is the source of this 2409-nucleotide messenger RNA. It is a transcript of the gene mfrn, whose product is annotated as mitoferrin. Gene Ontology annotation, biological process: iron import into the mitochondrion. The transcript is spliced from 4 exons. Gene Ontology annotation, molecular function: ferrous iron transmembrane transporter activity. NCBI's taxonomy places the organism in Eukaryota, Metazoa, Arthropoda, Insecta, Coleoptera, Tenebrionidae. Bases 443 to 1519 code for a protein of 358 amino acids. Gene Ontology annotation, cellular component: mitochondrial membrane. The record is from RefSeq and is a predicted model, not a curated record.